AUGUCACAAGACGAGAGGAGCAUACGGGGGUGCAGGCUGACGAGAGACAUUAGGAAAACGCAAAUAGCCCUCGACUAUGCCUAUCGCCGAUGCUAUGAGGACCCGGAUUGCUCCGUGUUUUGGGUACACGCCGACAAUGGGGCCUCGUUUACCGAGGACUACAGGUCCAUUGCAAGGAAGCUGGGACUCCCGGAGAGCCUCUCAGGAAAGGAUCUGCUGAUGGGAGUUCGCGCGGGGAUUGAGGCAAAUCGGCAUUGGCUUCUGGUCAUCGACAACGCCGACAAUCUGCAACUGUUCGGGGUACGAAACGCCCUACGAACCGGGAGCCAAGAUCAGACGGUGGACACAACGCUUAACCUGUCCGAGUUCGUCCCGCGAGGCCCCGUGGGGACGGUGCUGUGGAUAAGCCGAGACAAGGGGAUCGAGAGCAUUGUCGGUGUGCAGCGGGCCAUCGAGGUCGCCCACAUGGCCGAGGACGAGGGCAUGGAACUGCUCAAAGCAGCCGGGGGCCUCGGCGACAACAUGUUGGAGGGCGCGGCAGAGUUACUUGCCGAGCUCGACUGCCACCCACUUGCUUUGUCCCAGGCAGCGGCAUUCAUGCGGAGGAUGUUCAUGACGAUAAAGGAGUACUUGUCACGGCUGGCGAGCCGCGAGAAGAGAUGGAGCGUGCUGCAAAACUCUGCGUAUGACCCCUACCGAAGGCAGGGGCUAACAAACAAUCCCCUGAAAACGUGGGAUAUCUCGGUGGCACAGCUCCGGCAGGAAAACGAGGUCGCAUUCGAUAUGCUGCACAUCCUGGCCUUCCUGGAUAACCAGGAUAUUCUGUUUGAGAUACUUUACCAGGCGGCGACUCUUCGCAGUCGUUGGAUUACGAAUGACCGCAAAAACAACAAAGAUGACAACAAAAACGAAGAUGCGAACGGGGAUGACGGUGAGCAUGAGAGUGAGAGGAGCAAUGAGGAUGACAGUAAGGGUGAAACAGAGGAGGAAGCCCUCCUAGCCAUUGCCCGGCUGCAAGAACUGUCCUUCCUGCAUGCCUGCGCAGCCGAGAGCAAGGGCCGGACGUAUAAAAUGAACAAGCUUGUACAAGAAGUCAUCCUAUACACCUUAACCAACGAAGACCGGCGAAAGGACCAAGUGCGGUAUUUGAGGCUGGCGCUCCAGAUCCUCGGGGAUCUAUUCCCGAAUCAUGGACUAGAACACUGGGCGGGUUGGGUGUCGCUCGCCGCGACGUACCGCGGACAGGGGAGGUACCAGGAGGCAGGAAAGAUCAACUCUCAAGCCCUGGCGUUGCAACGUGAUAUUCUUGGGGAGAGGCAUCCUGAUACCAUGCAGAGUAUGUCGAGCCUCGCUGUGAUAUACUAUGAACAGGGGAGGCGCGAUAAGGCAGAGGAGCUCGGAGUCAAAACCCUCGCAUUACAGCGUGAAAUUCUUGGUGAGAGACACCCCGAUACCAUCCAGAGUAUGGCGAUCCUGGCCGGGAUAUGCCACAAACGGAGGAAUUACGACGAAGUAGAGGAGAUGAGACUCGGGGCCCUUGCGUUACAGCGUGAUAUUCUUGGUGAAAGGCACCCUGAUACCAUCCGGAGUAUGAUGAACCUCGGGAUAGCAUACCGCGAACGGGGGAGGUAUAAGGAGGCAGAGGAGCUAGGAGCCAAAGUCCUCGCAUUACAGCGUGAUAUCCUUGGCGAGAGGCACCCGGAGACCAUCAAGGGUAUGGUAAAUCUUGGGGUGGCAUACCGUGAACGGGGGAGGUAUGAAGAGGCAGAGAAAUUGGGAGUCAGGGCACUCGCACUACACCGCGAGGUUCUUGGUGAGAGGCAUCAGAUGACCAUCUGGGUCAUGGUACAUUUGGCCUUAAUCCGGUUUCGGCAGCAGCGUACUUCUGAGGCCGUGGCUAUGAUGGAGGACUGUUCCGCCCUGUUUCACGAGAUGUUGGGGGCAGACCAUGACUUCACGCGAACUUGUGUCAAGUUUUUGGAGAGUUGUGGUAGAGAAGAGAAGAAGGAUGGUAACGCUGUCAAAGGGUAG
Chaetomium globosum CBS 148.51 is the source of this 2031-nucleotide messenger RNA. RefSeq lists its product as uncharacterized. Gene Ontology annotation, molecular function: protein binding. NCBI's taxonomy places the organism in Eukaryota, Fungi, Ascomycota, Sordariomycetes, Sordariales, Chaetomiaceae. The transcript is spliced from 2 exons. The coding region runs from base 1 to 2031 and encodes 676 amino acids. The record is from RefSeq and is a predicted model, not a curated record.